Molecule: messenger RNA, 2985 nt
Organism: Cavenderia fasciculata
Lineage: Eukaryota; Evosea; Eumycetozoa; Acytosteliales; Cavenderiaceae
Exons: 5
Coding region: 1-2985 (994 amino acids)
Source: RefSeq, a predicted model, not a curated record
AUGAUGUUCUUACCAAACAAAUAUUUAACCGUUCUAUUUCUACUCCUUAUUGUUCAACAGAGUAUCGCGGUUGACAUUAUUGUUGACGUGAAUUCAUCUUGUUCACCAAGCUGUGAUGGAUCAGCACUCAAACCUUUCAACAACAUUCGAGAUGCAAUAAACGCAGCUUUACCGUCAAGAAUAAACUACAUCAACAUGCUAAACGGAACCUACAAAGGAUUAAACAACAAAAAUCUAGUCAUUUCCUCCUCGACCAUCAUCCUCGGUGCUACCAAAGGCAACCAAGUGACGAUUGACUGUGAACAGCUAGGUUCAGUAUUUAGGAUCGAAAAGCAAGGUACCGUAACAUUGAAUGGAAUCAAAAUCCAACACUGCUCUGGCUCUUCUGGCUCGUCUAUUUCCAUCUAUGAUCUCUCCACCGUCAUGCUGGAGAAUGUUACCAUAUCUUCGUCGAAAAGUGAUUUGGGGUCCAUCUAUGUGUCUCAGUCCAAUCUGAUCAUCAACAACGCCACCUUUAGUUCCAACAUUGCUAUGGUUUCAGGUGGUGCCAUUUAUGCUUGUCAAGACUCCAAGGUCACAAUUUCUGGUUCCUUUUUUUCCGAAAAUAAGCAACGACUAGUCGUAAACGAGCAAGAUACUCUUAUCUACUCUGACCUUGCCGUCGAUUCAUCCUUUGCCUCUGUGGAUCAACUCGGCUCGAUUAAAGUCUUUUGUCUCUCGCCAAACUCGAUCGCCACAAACAAAAACACAACCAAGUCUAUUUGCACCUCUGCUAAUACAGCACCUGCCGAUACCAGUCAGGACAACUUUUUUGUGUGUUCUGCCAACUCCAACACCAACUGCUCAACCUCUUUCAAAGGGUUUUACAAACAAGAGUACUUUUGUACAGCCGCCAAUUAUACGAACUGCUCAGUCUACCAAUUCACCUACCAAUCGACCCCUUCGUUCACCAUCAUGGACUAUAGGGAUGGACCACUCAAAGGUCAACUCGUUGGCUAUUUUGUCGUUCCAUUUAGUACCCAAGUCUACUUUCGUUUCACCUUUGACAAUGUCGGCUUGAAAUUAAGUGUCAAUAACAAAUCCUUGUUAUCCUAUGACAACUCGAUCCAAAAUCUCUCCCAAGAGCCAUCGUCCAUCGUCGAAUCCAAUGUCUAUUUGGUUCCAUCGUCUGUCCACAAGAUGGUCCUAGAGUACAAGUCCAACAAACAAUUCAUCGAAGGCCAAAGAUAUUUGAACAUGGAAUACCGAUUCUCGACAACAGAUUCAUUUUCUCCAUUGACCGAUCUCGUUUUCUUUUCUCAAAACAGAUGUGGCGAUGGCAUAUACGAUCCAACCGAGGUCUGGAACAACUCAGAAGAAAUCAGAAAGGCUUCCUCAUCGCAAUCCGAAGUUUCCUAUGGCGCCCAGGCAGGUGGAGGAUUUAAAAAAAUAUCGGUUCAAGCUAGUGUGGAGUUUUCCAAGAGCCAAUCUGUGGAAAAAAGCUCAAAGUUAAAGAAAUCCUCCUCUGGAAGUAUAAUUGAAUCUGGGGUUGUGUGUCGGGUGUCUAAAAUUGCUUUAAACUCUUUCCCUCUUCAUCCAAACUUUAUUUUUGAAUUGUCACAAAUCAAUUCCACAACCCAAGCUUUUGCAAUGAUUCAAAAAUAUGGAACCCAUUACUACGUAUCCGCCACUCUUGGUGGUCAACUCAAACAGUUUACUUCGACCACGAUGACUGUUACUGAAAGCGAAGCCAACUCCCAGUACUCCCAGUCCUUGUCAACCACUUUUGGUGCCUCUGUUUCCUCUCCUGCCUUUAGUAUCUCUGCCGACUAUGCAUCCAGCGACCAAACCGAAGGACAGCAAGAACAAACUUCAAAAUUCCUAAGUCAAACCGAAAGGUCCACUCUUUUAAUAUCAGGAGGAGGACCUGGUAUUUUUGCACCUGGUGCAACAGCUGAUUAUGGUUUUUGGUCACAAUCCGUUGACGUGUUGCCAGUUCCAAUAGAUUUCAAGUUGGCUCCCAUCAGAAGUCUUAUUCCAUCAAAGUGGAAAUCGAUUGGAAACGAGCAUAUUCGAGAUUUGUGGAUCAACGCCGAGGAACGAUACUACAUGCUUGUCAAGACCAACCAGCUGUCUAACCUUCUGGAGGGCGAAAGAGUUGAAUACAAUCUCUUGUAUUUGUUUAUUCAUACCUAUCACGAUUUAGGUGGUUCAAACUUGCAGUUUUCCACCAAGAUCUUCCGUAAUCCUCGAAACUAUCUUGGAAAUCAGUAUUUCGAUUCGGUUAUUGACUUUGAUGCCUUGCCAGACGAUGAUGGUUCGUUGGCAGACUAUUACGGUUGCACCGGAUCCAAUGUCUCAUCAUGCUUUUACCAGGAAUUCGAAGUAUCCCCACUCUUCAAAACUCAUCUGGACCCAUCUAGUGAUAAAAUUCUAAUCCAAACGACAAGAUAUGAUGGGGGAUCCAUUGUUCAUAACACCAUUGUUGUUCCCCUCCAAGGAGGUGCUCACACCAGCUUUCCGUGCGGUGAAGUCUCCAUUUCCGGCAUGGCAAAAAAUUUCCUAGUUGAAAAUGUUGCCAUCAGCUCAUCACAAACAAUUAUGCUUCCAGCGAACUUUUUGUGGGAAAUUGGAUACUGUACCGAUCUUCAAACCACACACGUUUGGAUGUUCAACCAUAUCCAAGCAAAUCUUUUGGUACCAAACAAUACUUUCAAUGGCUACCUUCGAAUUCCUGCUCAACCUAUUGACUAUGACCAGUUGACAAUUCACAUUUUUAUUGGUGAAAAAACCAUCAUUAGAUACAGUCUUGAGGGAAUCGGAACAACAUAUGCUGGAAAAACAAGACUAUUAGCUCUCAACACAACCAUCAUCUCCCAAUUCAUUGAUACAAAAUGGAUGGCAGACCUACAUGAUCUUUUCCUCUUGAAUCCAUCCAGCUCACAACGUCAUCUGUUUGUAUACAAUUUAAGAAAAGUAUGUUCUGUAAAUAAAUUAACUGUUUAA